UCUGUCACAGUCGAGAGCUUCAGAAGAACUGAAUCUACUAACAGAAGAGAAGAUGACUGAAGAAAAAAGAAUGAAGAUCAUCUGGACUUUCACUCUGCUGAUGAUUCCUGAUGUGCUGAGCUCCAUCAGUGUGAGAGGAUAUUCAGGAGGAGGAGUCAACAUCACAUGCAGAUAUGAUAGAAAAUAUACAGACAAGAACAAGUAUUUUUGUAAAGGACAGUGGAAAAUAACAUGCUCUGACCUCAUCAGGACUGAUAAGAAAAACAAAUGGGUUGAUUCUGGAAGAUUCUCUCUGUUUGACGACACAAGAGCAGCAGUUUUCACUGUGACCUUCAGAGAUCUGAGUGAACAGGAUUCUGGGACGUACUGGUGUGCAGCUGAUAUCUCUUGGGGUAAAGAUUCCUACACUGAAGUGAAUCUGAUCGUUGAAUCAGGUGAGUAA
This is a messenger RNA of Carassius carassius (crucian carp), 442 nucleotides long. RefSeq names its product CMRF35-like molecule 2. The transcript is spliced from 2 exons. The record is from RefSeq and is a predicted model, not a curated record. NCBI's taxonomy places the organism in Eukaryota, Metazoa, Chordata, Actinopteri, Cypriniformes, Cyprinidae. The coding region runs from base 53 to 442 and encodes 129 amino acids.